Messenger RNA from Limulus polyphemus (Atlantic horseshoe crab), 2297 nucleotides. RefSeq names its product villin-1-like. The coding region runs from base 15 to 2297 and encodes 760 amino acids. Gene Ontology annotation, molecular function: actin filament binding; phosphatidylinositol-4,5-bisphosphate binding. Gene Ontology annotation, biological process: actin polymerization or depolymerization; actin filament severing; barbed-end actin filament capping. The record is from RefSeq and is a predicted model, not a curated record. The transcript has 23 exons. NCBI's taxonomy places the organism in Eukaryota, Metazoa, Arthropoda, Merostomata, Xiphosura, Limulidae. Gene Ontology annotation, cellular component: actin cytoskeleton; cytoplasm.
AUAGCUAUACCACGAUGUCCCAAGUUGAUCCAGCGUUCCGCAACAUUCCAAAGAAUUCCACGUUUUUCAUUAUCUGGAGGAUAGAGAAAAUGGAAUUAGUCCUUCUUACCCAAGAACAUCACAGCACUUUCUACACUGGAGAUUCUUACAUUGUCGUUUGUGCAACAGAAUAUGGUGAACAAGGUGAUUCAGCUAUGAAGCCGAAGCCAGCUCGUCGUGGACUUGAUGUUCAUAUACACUUCUGGUUAGGCUCUCAAACCUCUCGAGAUGAAGCUGGAGUUGCAGCUUAUAAAACUGUGGAACUUGACGACUUUCUCGGAGGUUCCCCUGUACAACAUCGUGAGGUUGAAGGCCAUGAAUCCAAACAGUUUCUAUCGUAUUUCAGGAGAGGAAUCAGGCUUUUAUCUGGAGGAGUCUCCAGCGGUUUGAAGCAUGUUGACACUUCCCAUCAACCACGACUGUUUCACGUGAAGGGCAAACGAAGACUUGUUGUACGACAGAUAAAUGAUAUAACAUGGAAUAAUAUGAACGAUGGGGACGUCUUCAUAUUGGAAGCUGGGAAACUAAUAUUCGUAUGGAGUGGCAGGUAUGCCAACAACAUGGAAAAGAUUCAGGGUGCACGGUUAGCUCAAGAGUUGAAAGCAGAACGUGGGGACGGAUCUAUUGUUACUGUAGAUGAUGGGAAGGAAAAAGGCCUCACGGCUGUUGAGAAAGAGGUGUUCAACAAGUGGCUACCAAUAAAAGAGAAGAAGCUGAAAAGUUACAAAGAUGUAGUUGCUGAUGACGUCAUUGAAAGAAAGCUUAGAAAAGAACUGAAACUCUACAGAUGCUGUGAUGAGGGUGGUACCUUAAAGGUUACAGAGGUCAAAGGUGGGCCUCUUGAUCAGUCUGAUUUAACCUCGCAGGAUUCCUACAUAAUAGAUAACGGGGAAGCAGGCAUUUGGGUGUGGGUAGGGAAACGAGCCAAUACAAAAGAGAGAACGGAAGCUAUGAGAAAUGCCCAGGGGUUUAUCAAGAAGAAAACUUAUCGAAACUACACCCAAGUAACCAGAGUUAUCGAAGGUGGAGAACCACCAGAAUUCCAGUGUUUAUUCAGAACUUGGAGAGAUCCUCACCACACUGUUGGCCUUGGUAAAACUCACAACGUUGGAAAGAUUGCCAAGACAGUUCAGACAAAGUUUGAUGCCUCUACGCUGCACUCAAACAUCCGUCUGGCAGCGGAGGUACAAAUGGUGGAUGACGGUAAAGGAACUAAAGAGGUUUUUCGAGUUCAGAGCUUCGACCUUGUACAAGUUGAUCAGAAGGAAAUAGGAAAGUUCUACAGUGGAGACUGCUAUAUUGUUGUGUACGCUUAUAGCGAUGUAGAAAAAGACAAUUUUAUGAUCUACUAUUGGCUGGGAGCCAAGUCUACCUUAGAUGAACAAGGAACGGCUGCUUUAAAAACAGUUGAGCUGGACGAGAAGUUGGACGGAAGAGCUGUCCAGAUCAGAGUUGUACAAGGGAAAGAACCGCCACAUUUUAUGGCCAUAUUUGGCGGAAAAAUGAUCAUCUUGGAGGUAAGUUAUUUAUUUAUAACUGUGACUAAGUUUAUGGGGAGUACUGGAGAUGAGAGAGAAAUGGCAAAGAAGAUUGCCUCACAGUCGGGAAGAGAAAUAGUGCUGGUGUCUGAAGGACAAGAAAAACAGGAAUUCUGGAAUGCUUUGGGUGGCAAAGAGCAUUAUGCAAAUAAUCAACAACUUCAGAUGACAGACGAUAGCCAUCAGCCAAGACUAUUUCAGUGUUCUAAUGCCAGUGGUCGGUUUUUUGUUGAAGAAAUUAUCGGUUUUCUUCAAAGUGACUUGGUGGAAGACGACAUAAUGCUACUCGAUGCUUGGAAAACAAUCUUUAUUUGGAUUGGUAACAGAGCAAAUAUAGAAGAGAAGCGUCGGGCCAUGUCUGUCGCAGAGGAAUAUUUGCAAACUGAUCCUAGUGGGAGAGACAGCAGCACACCAAUUGUCAAAGUUAAACAAGGCCUGGAGCCUCCUAACUUUACAGGAUUUUUCGGUGUGUGGGAUAGAAGCCUCUGGAAUAAAAACAAAACUUAUGACGAAGUAAAAGCUGAAUUAGCAGAAGAGAACCCUGGAGUAAUUGUGGUUCGGCCUCAAAUUAAUGGCAAGAUUUCCAGUCCUGAUGUUGAUAAGUUUCCACUGGAGAUUUUACAGAUCAAAGAUCCUGAAGAACUUCCAGAGUCAGUUGAUCCUUCUUCAAAAGAAGUCAGUUUGUAUUUUCUUUUUAAAUUUAACAACUGCAAACCUUAG